UUGAGUAGUAAAACGUUAAGCGAGUUUUAGCGGAAUAAUUCGAUGCAUUUGUUUAUUUUUUUGCAAAAUUUUCCGCUAGACCGGUAAAAGAUGGAUUCAGAAAGUCAAGGGGAUGUUCCAGAAGAUCUUUUCAAAGACGUUACAUUCUACAUAGUGGGAGAAAUCUCGGAAAAUGUAGUGGGUCUGCUCACCAAGUACCAGGGUAAGCGUGACACGUACCUGAGCGAGAUGGUGAGUCAUGUGAUAGCCGACGACGUGGACAACCACGAGUACCAGGAGGCCAGGGAGCUAUUUGAGUUGCCCUGUGUGAUGAGUGAAUGGGUUACCUUGUCUGUCUUGUGCAGAAAACAACUGGAUAAGGAUCUAUUUGCUCCAGAGUUCAGAUUAUUUUCCGGAGUUGUGGCUUGUGCUUCCAAGUUAGAAGAGAAGGACUGGCUGUCUCUGUGGGGCAUGAUCGUCUUCAACGGGGGCCGUUGUCAAGGCAACCUGACCAGCAGCUGUACCCAUCUGAUUACUGCCAGCACGCAAGGGCCUAAGUAUGAAGAAGCCUGCAAGCAUGACAGCAUCAAGGUUGUGACUCCAGACUGGGUGACAGAGAGCAUUACCAAGGGAGAGAAGCUGGAUGAAACUGUCUACCACCCUAGAUGGAUUGUCUAUCCUAAACCACCCUCACCUCCAAAACCAGAGAGCCCGCCCAAAGCCAUAGAACCAAUGGAGAAGCAAUCCGGUCGGCCAGGUUCGACCCCUGACCUUAACCGCCUGCCAGUGCCCCAGGUUACCAUGGAGAGGAGGUCACCCACAGAGAUGGGGUCACGACCUGGCACCCCUGGCAGUGCCAGUACUAAAGAAGCCCUUGCCAAGCUGGUAAUUAACAGAAAAAUGGACGGUCCACCUAUCCCUCGUCCCUCAAUGCCAGUCCACAGUGGUCAGAUGGGCCCCUACCACCUUCCCCCGGGCCACCCUGGUCACAACAUGGGUCCCAGGCCCGGCAUGCACCCAGUGCGAGCACCUCCCCUGCCGCAGAUGUACCCCCAAGGCUCUCAGGGUGGGCAGGGCAUGCACCCAGGACAGCAGAUGGCUCAAAGAAUGCAUCUUCCUCACGGUGGAAUGCCACCGCAUUCCCAGCAGCAACAGCAGCAGCAACAACAACAACAUCAGCAGCAACAGCAGCAGCACAUCCGUCAUCAGCAUAUGGCCCAGCAACAACAGCAAAUGCAACAUCAACAACAGCAAAUGCAGCAGCAUCAACAGCAUAUGUCUCCGGAGAAACAGCAGCAGCUUAAUCAGCAGCAACAGUUCAUGCAACAGCAGCAUCAGAUUCAGCAAAUGAAUCAACACCAGCAGCAGCAGUUGCUACAACAACAACAGCAGUUGCUACAACAACAACAUCAACAAGGAAAGUUGAGAAAUAUAACAAAUAACUUUGAUAUUGAUAAACACAACCAGCCUCCGCAGCAACAGCAUCCAAAUGUGUUACAUCAGCAGCAGCAGCAACAGCAGCAGCAGCAGCAACACAUGCAGCAGCAAAUGAAAAUGGCGACAUCACCAGCACAACACAUGCAUCAACAGCAACAACAAAUGAAGCAGGCUGGGGCACAACAACAAAAGAUGGGCUUCCCAGGUGGUACAUCACCUCGGCAACCACCUCCAUAUUUCCCACAGCAACAGCAAACGUCUUGGCCAACAUACGUAGGUCACGAUCCUAAUGAAAACAUACCACCAGAACAGUGCUUGCUUGGUUGUGUGUUCUACAUCACUGACUAUCCAAAGAUUGUUGGCAUGGAACAAAUAGCAAUAUGGAAAAAGGUGAUUGAACAGCACGGAGGUCAAGUGGACCCUUCCUACUCUAACAGAGUGACCCACGUGCUAUGUGCAAACCAGAAAACGGACGUCUACCAACUGGCUUUACGAGACCAGCGACGCAUGGUAACAGCAUUCUGGCUCAACGAUGUUCUGCUGAAGAAGAAAAUGCUUCCCCCAUGGCAGGCCCUUCAUCUGCCGCUCCUUCAUAGUGAAGAUGGACAGCGUCCUUGUAGUGACCAGAUCAUCAGCAUAACCAACUUUGAUGGGGACGAUCGCACACGAGUGAAACAAAUGAUUAGCGCUCUGGGUGCUGUGUACACGGGAUAUAUGACACGGACAAACUCUGUACUAGUGUGCAAAGGACCAGAAGGUGUGAAAUACAAGAAGGCUAAGGAAUGGCAGAUACCUGUUGUGAACGUUCGCUGGUUAUCCGACCUCAUUCUUGGACAGAUGGAUGCACUGAAGCUACCCAUCGCCGAGAAAUACAAGACUGUAACCAAGGGAGACGAGUUUCAGAUGGACUUGAUCAAGGUCCAACAUCUUUUGGUGGCCUGGAGAACUCCUCUGAAAGUCUCCAAGGAUCUUAUGAAGAAGUGCUUAGCAAACAUGAAGAAGGCUCAACCAGUUGGGCAGGAAAACAUGCCAUCUCCCAUGAAGAUUCCAAAACUGGAGAAGGAGGACGGCCCCCUGGAUCCCAGUUUUGCAGGACCCAGGGUGCUGUUCACUGGCUUCCCCAAGUCCCUAGUCACCCACUAUCAGACUAUGGUGAACCAGUUGGGAGGCCAGGUGGUGGAGAACCCCCAGGUGUGCACCCACAUGGUGGCCAAGUCAUUCUCACGCACCAUCAAGUUCUUCAUAGGCAUCAACGUUUGCCAUCACAUUGUCACCGCCCACUGGGUGGAGGAGAGUCAUCGCCAGGGGAAAUUCCUGAGUGAGAUGAUGUUCCCUCUAGUAGACAUGGAAGGAGAGAAGGAAGUGAAAUGUUCACUGGCAGAGUCAUUGAAGAGGGCACGAAACUACCCUGUGUUUGCUGGAAUGACAUUCUACAUCACCCCAAGUGUUCAGCCGCCUGUGUCCGAUCUCAAGAAGAUUAUUGAUAGUGCUGGAGGAAGCCUUGCCAAUAAUAGAAGACUUGCGGCUAAAACCAUUGAGACCUUAAAAGAUGACCAGGGUCAUCCUACCUACCUUGUCAUCACCUGUGCCAAUGAUAUUCACCUGUGUACUGAUCUACUUCUGAAAAACAUCAAAGUGUACACCCCCGAGUUCAUACUGACUGGUGUCAUGAGACAAACCAAAGACUUCCAGAGUUUCCAGUUGGAGGUGGAAUGCUGAGAGGUCAAGGUCAUUGUAACUGAAGGCUAUGGGUCAGCAGCAGCAUGCUGAGAGGUCAUUGUCAUUGUAACUGAAGGCUAUGGGUCAGCAGCAGCAUGCUGAGAGGUCAAGGUCAUUGUAACUGAAGGCUAUGGGUCAGCAGCAGCAUGCUGAGUGGUCAAGGUCAUUGUAACUGAAGGCUAUGGGUCAGCAGCAGCAAACAGAUGUCUCUUGAAUAUAUUUGUAAACAAUUAAAUAUAUUAAUCUUAAAUUAAUAUUUCCAAUCAAAUGUGAAGUUCAGUUGUAUACCAAUAUUGUGACAAUCAAAAUGGGUCUAACAGGAAUUAAUUAUUAUAAUCAUGUUUUCUUUUUGUGCUUUUUUUCAAAAUAUUGUUACCCAUGAUUUUGUUUAAAGAUCAAUUAAGUCAUAAAUAAUAAAUGAUAAAAAAAUCACAAAAUCAUUUUUCAUUAAAUAAGGACCCUUUAUUGACAGUAUAAAGGCAUAUUUGUUUUGUUCAAUAGAUUGUGUUCAGCCUAUACCUGUGUAUUUUACAUCAUGUUUACAUUAUCAUUGAUGUAUGUUUAGUUUGUGUUUGUGUAUCACAGUUGUGAUAAAUAAGUAUAAACUGUGAAUAGAAUACCAAGUUUGGGGUUGUUGAUCUACUUCAGUACAUUUUGUUGUUCUGUAUACAGGUUUACAGAGAUAUUUUUAUGCCCCCGGAUCGAAUAAUCAGGGGUAAAUUGUUUUUGGCCUGUCUGUCUGUCAUUGUAUGUGUCUGUCUGUCCCAAAACUUUAACCUUGGUCAUAACUUUUGCAAUGUUGAAGAGAGCAACUUGAUAUUUGGCAUACAUGUGUAUUUCAUGAGUGGUGAAAGGUCAAGGUCAUCCUUCAAGGUCAAAGGUCUUUUUUCAAAAAUAGCUGCUGUGCAGCUUCAAAGUGGUGCCAUAGGGGGCAUUGUGUUUCACAAACACAGCUCUUGUUGUUUAAAUGGCCUACUUUACAAAGGGAAUUGAAAUGCAUGUGCUUUUUAUAUGUUUAUACAAAUGUAUGUGUAAAUAAACACCUUUUACCGAA
This is a messenger RNA of Dreissena polymorpha, 4189 nucleotides long. Its product is annotated as PAX-interacting protein 1-like. The record is from RefSeq and is a predicted model, not a curated record. Lineage: Eukaryota; Metazoa; Mollusca; Bivalvia; Myida; Dreissenidae. The transcript is spliced from 21 exons. The coding region runs from base 91 to 3135 and encodes 1014 amino acids. Gene Ontology annotation, cellular component: MLL3/4 complex.